GGACCGAACCUAACCCCUUCACUUCUCUCUUAUCUCUCCUUCGUGUUUCUUUUAGCAGCGUUUAAUAUUGAACUUUCGUGUGUUUUCUGCUCUUCUUCGAUUACAACUACGAUUAUUAUUAUACACUGUUCUUUCCUCCGUUCUAAAGUAGUUACCUGACCACACUGUCAGCACCCGUUAAACCAAGAACACAGGUGGUCAAAAAAUUAUGGAGUCUCACGAUGAGACAGGAUGCCAGGCUCCAGAACGCCCCAUUCUUUGCAUUAAUAAUUGUGGCUUCUUUGGAAGGGCUGCAACCAUGAAUAUGUGUUCCAAAUGUUACAAGGACACACUUUUGAAGCAGGAACAAGGCAAACUUGCUGCAACAUCCGUUGAAAACAUUGUGAAUGGUGGUUCCAGCAGCAAGGGGAAGCAGGCCGUGACUGUGGGUGCUGUGGAUGUACAAGUUGGAAAUGUGGAGCUGAAGGCAGUCAGUGCUGAGAUUUCUGGGGAUUCAUCCUCUGUUGAGAAUUUGCAGAUUAAAGCCAAGACAAGUCCUAACAAAUGUGCUACUUGCCGGAAGCGUGUUGGAUUAACUGGUUUCAGCUGCAAAUGUGGAAACCACUUUUGUGCAAUGCAUCGCUAUUCUGACAAACAUGAUUGCCCUUAUGAUUACCAGACUCUUGGUCGGGAUGCUAUAGCUAAAGCCAACCCUUUAAUUAAGGCAGAUAAGCUUGACAAAAUCUAGAGAUGCACCAGACUGGAGGUUAAUCUAUGAAUUGGGUGUCUCACCUUUGGCUGUCUGGAUUUUGAAGUGUGCUUUAGUGAUUAAAUUGAUCCAUGUCAUGAUAGUAAGCACGUUUAGGGUAAAACCUGCAUUCCUUGUUGAUUGGUGAGGAUUCACUUGUUAGCUACCGUAUGUUUGUGCCAGUUUGAUGGACGCUAUUGGCUCAUUUUGUAAUUUGAUUUCCUGGUUGGUCUACAUUUUUUUCUCAUUGCAUUAAUGGUAUUUCCUGCUUAGUUUGUAUGCGCUUUUGCAUUUGGUA
This is a messenger RNA of Gastrolobium bilobum, 1025 nucleotides long. Its product is annotated as zinc finger A20 and AN1 domain-containing stress-associated protein 8-like. Bases 209 to 727 code for a protein of 172 amino acids. Gene Ontology annotation, molecular function: zinc ion binding; DNA binding. The record is from RefSeq and is a predicted model, not a curated record. The transcript is spliced from 3 exons. Lineage: Eukaryota; Viridiplantae; Streptophyta; Magnoliopsida; Fabales; Fabaceae.